Acipenser ruthenus (sterlet) is the source of this 6386-nucleotide messenger RNA. Its product is annotated as doublecortin domain-containing protein 2-like. Gene Ontology annotation, cellular component: microtubule organizing center; microtubule; kinocilium. The transcript has 10 exons. NCBI's taxonomy places the organism in Eukaryota, Metazoa, Chordata, Actinopteri, Acipenseriformes, Acipenseridae. Gene Ontology annotation, biological process: dendrite morphogenesis; intracellular signal transduction; cilium assembly. Bases 501 to 1913 code for a protein of 470 amino acids. The record is from RefSeq and is a predicted model, not a curated record.
CCAGACGCAUCAGCUUUAGUUGUGGAGCUUUUAAUUACGAGGUCGUUUUUUUUUUAAAACUAGAAAGUACAGUUCCACUUUAUUGUAUUGUGUGUAACACAACGUCAACUGGAAUAAUGUUUGAAUGUGUUUGAUACUGCGCGCUCAUCGUCUUGCUGUUUUAAACAGAUAGAUAUAGAUAUACUUUUUAAAAAUAUAUAUUUUAAAUUACAUUAUUAUAUAUGAAUGAUUUCGUUAUAUUUUAUUAUCUUUUACAAUUUGUCUGGAUAUACUUUAAUAUGCUUUAAUCAAAUAUACACCCUUUUGUUCAAUCACAUGGGGAUAAGAAAUAACAAUAUUCUAUUUUAUUUAAAUUUUUAUGGAAAAUGUUGUUAGAACCGUCCCGGAACUCUGAGUUUGCUUUUAGAAUUCAACACGCGUAUUAUUUUAGGAAAUCUACACAGUAAUUUGCACAUUUUUCUUGAAGGAUUUGAAGAUAGCAUUAUUGAUUUUUUUGCAAAAUGAGCGGGGACAGAUCAAACUUUCUCUCCCAACCUGUUGUAAAGAAUGUGCUGGUGUAUCGGAACGGUGACCCGUUUUUCGAAGGUCGACGACUGGUUGUAAAUGAGAAAAGGGUGUCCAGUUUUGAAUCUUUCCUGAAAGAAGUGACUGGUGGUGUUCAGGCGACCUUCGGGGUUGUGAGAAACAUCUACACACCAAGAGACGGACAUCGUGUGGGCGCGCUGGACGAUUUGCAGAGUGGAGAACAGUAUGUAGCGGCGGGCAGAGAGAAAUUUAAAAAAAUUGAUUACCUGCAGAUAGGAGCAAAGAAGAAAAAACCCACUCAGAAUAACACUUUGCAGAUAAAGCCAGUGGCCCACAGUAGGAUAGCUGUAUCUGCAAGAUUUCUGAGACCGAUUCAAGAGCCAUGUGCUAUUUUUGUGAUUGUAAAUGGAGACAUCUUAAAUCCAGCAAUCCGGUUAUUAAUACCAAGGAGAAUUCUUUCACAGUGGGAUCCUAUCCUGGAAAUGAUUACUGAGAAAAUGAGCCUCAGAAUUCUAGGUGCUGUACGAAGCCUUUACACUUUAGAUGGAAACCUUGUCAGUGACAGAAAAGAACUGGAAAAUGGACAGUUUUAUGUGGCAGUUGGGCGAGAAAAGUUUAAAAAACUUCCUUAUGGUGACCUCAUUUUUACUAAACCAGCACCAACAAGAAGAUACAAUGGGUCCAAGGCGGCUUCACUACCUCCUAUUAGGUUUAGAAAACAUAAGGAGAGUGUGGGAGAUCGUCAGAGCAAAUCCACUGGUGGUUCGAGCGAUAUAGGGGAUCCACUGGCCUCUCCUCAGCCUCUACUCCCAAAGAGGAAAGGGAAGAAGAAGCAGUUCUCAGCAGCGAAUGAUGCUGCUAAUCAUGGGAAACCAGUAAAAGUGAAACGGAAUAAAGAUGAAAUCGUCUCAAACAUCCCCUCUGACAAUGAAGAGGAUGUGUUUAAGGCAUACGAGGAGAAUGCAGAGACAAGACGAGCUGUGGAGGUUCAAGAAGAUGAAGGUCUGCAAGUGGUGCUUCCAGUUGACCAGACAGAGGCAGAAACAGUAGAUGAAGAAGAAGAUGUAGAAGAAACUUUGAAGGAUGAGGACUUACUUGAAGACAACAAAUGGGAAUGUCAAGUUGAUGCUGGCCAAGAGGCAGAUGAAAGUACCGAAGAGGAUACUGUUGCCAGCUGGGGUGACCAUGAAGAAGACCUUAUUAAUGAUAACGAAGAGGACAUCAACAAGGCAGCAGAGGAGCUCCCUCAGGAAACACCAGAGGGGCCCUCUCAAGAGAUGGAGAACCUGCAUCAAGAGAUGCCAGAGCUCGAGCAGGAGGAAAGCAGAAAGUCUUGCAGUCCUUUAAAAACACCAUCCAGCCCAGAAAGCAAAAUCUUGGAGGAGUGAAAGUGCAGGAAAAAAAAAACCGGAUGAAUAUGCUCUUGUGGCUUAGUGAGCCACCAUUCCGCUAAAUCACAGCACAACAGAAAUACAUCAUCAGACUGAACAUGCCUGAACUGCAAAACCUAGAAACUACCUAGAACUCUACUAACUUGUGCAAGAUAAUCAUUAUGGGCAUCACAGGGAGAUAUAUUAUCAACAUAAGCUAAAUAUAUGUUUUAGGGUGGAUAUCUGUAUCUAAUGAGUGUAGUACAUUAAUGUAUUUAUCUAAUGAAUGUUAUAGAGCCAUAGCUAAUGUCUAUUGGAGACACCAGUGAGUGAUAUGGAGGCUUUUUAAUUAAGUAGACAUGGCAGAGCUGUACAGUAGCAGCAUUAUUGUGUAUAUGGCAAUUUAACCUGCCUAGGAUCUCACUUCAGCAUAGUAUCAUUUGAACCAAAAGAUGACUGUUAAAAAAUAUUAUGGUUUAACUUUCUGUUAAGCUUCAGGUUCCUGAAAGAACAUAUGCUUUUAAAACGUCAUAUCUGGAGAUCACUGGCCAGUGACCACAGAUGGUCCUCCAAGGAGGUUGAAAAAUAUAUCUUGAGUACAGAAUACAAACUAGGUAUACAUACUAGAUUUACAAAUAAGGACCAGUGGGAUCAGUUUUUUUAAAUGUUUGUCUUAUCUAUACAUAAAUGUUCCUUGUGCAAAACUUUAAUUGUGCGUAACUUUUCAGUGAGUACACAUCCUGCACCAAUAAACAGAGGCUGGGCCAAAUCAGCUUCAAAGUUACUUGGCCAUCUAGCAGUCUGUCAGGUCUGCUGUCUUACCCAUUGUGACAGGUUAUCCAACCUAUAUAUAUUACAGAAUAGGAAUUUCUAACAGUCUGUUAAAUUACAUAUAUUUCUGAUUUAUAGUCCAGCCUACAUCUAUAUCUAUAUCUAUCUAUGUGUAUAGGCAGUACUGUAAUGUAUGAUCUGAGACACCUUGAGUAAAAUAAAGAUAUACUGGCCUCCGAUUCCCCAUGUAAACCAUCUAAUAAAAUGUCCUUAUGUUUGUGUUCAAAAUGUAUUGUGUUGAAAUACACAAGUUGCCUUAUUAGGUUGUACCCUUACCCUUGCAUCUGUACUUAUUAUUUUUUUUAUUACCUUGUUAUUUUGCUAUCUGACUUACACAUCAAAAAAACAUGGAAUUUUGAAAAUGCCAAAAUAGUAAAGAGCACUUAUACAGUAAAGUACAAUUUACUGUCAUAGCCUAAUUGUCAAGUAAAUGAAUUUGAUUAUCGAGUCGUGAAAUAACAAGGAAGUGAUGUUUUCUACAGGGCAGCAGUGUGGAGUAGUGGUUAGGGCUCUGGACUCUUGACCGGAGGGUUGUGGGUUCAAUCCGAAGUAGGGGACACUACUGCUGUACCCUUGAGCAAGGUACUUUAAUAAGGGCGUCUGCUAAGAAACAAAUAAUAGUAAUAAUAAUAAUAAAUAUAACAGAUGACUUGGAUCAUUCUUUAAUAAGACACUAUUGGAGUUUUGGAUGAGAACAAAACAAGCAUUUUUCUCUUGUCUUCAAACAUUGUAUUUUCCUCUACAGUAUAUAAUGACAGAAUGAAACCUCUGCUUUCAAUCAUUUAACUUUUUUUUUUUUUUUUCCUUUUUUGGUUAUUAAACUGAACGAGUACACGACCUUGAAUGUAAUCAAAUCUACCUCUGCUGUUUGAAGUGGAAAAAAUAAAUAUGCAGCUCAUUUUUUGGAAACCUCUUUAGCUCAGUCACUAUUCUACACAUUUUUUACACAGAUUUUACACUCACUUUCUUUUAACAUACCAAUAGUUUAUUAAAGUAAUAUUUGUUAUUUGAUAGUAUACAUUUUGAGAGUUUCAGUUCCAUGUGUUCAAUCUUGUGUGGGUGUAUUGAAACAAAAUGUAAUAAGUUCUUUAUUUACUAACAAUAUUAAUACAAAUAAAUGUGAAAAUAAAUGCAAUUCAGAUCUUAUUUAUUAUUACCUGUGUGUUCUUAAUAGCUAAAAUUAGAAUAAAUAAAUAAAAUUAAAAGCAAUACACUGUUAUAUUAACUAUCUGGUUUAACAUGAAAAAACAGAUUUCUCAUUAACCCAGUUAUUAACAAGCUAAUGGUAACAAAAUACAGUAGAGAGUCAAUUAUCCAAACCAUUUGGGACUGAUACUAGUUUGCAAUAUUGAUUUGUAUGGGUAAUUGAACAGGUAUUAAUAACAAUUACUGUACCUUUAAUAAUGUGUAGAAUAAAGUUAACAUACACUACUCAGUACUUAGUACAUUGACGUGCUAGAAAAAACUCUAAAUUAAAUUAGUACCAGAAAACAGAAACAUAAAACUGUGGCUUGGUUAACGAAACCACAGUGAGUCAGAUCAAUUCAAAAGAAAAGUGAAUACCAUUUUAUUACGCAACGAUCAUUUCAAAAGUAACACUAGAAAAAGACUUUCAGUUACAAUUUAGCAUUGUUUGCUAAAAUUAUGCAAUUAUACAUUAACAAUGUAAAACUUUUUUUUCAUAAUUACAAAUUGUGACAAAGUUUCUUUAUUUACAGUACUUUGUUUUAAUGUACACCGCAUUCAGGUCUAUACACAGUUCCCACAGACAACUAUUCUCUUUUAAACCUGUCCUUUUAUACCUACAUGGCUUGUUAAAUUAUGAACAGGUAUAUUAGUUCAAUUGAUUACCAGUGUUCUAGGAUAGCGAUGGUAUUCUGGAAGAUGUAGUUUUUCAUGCAACGCCCUACUGUGUGAGGGUACAUAGAAAUCCAUUAUAUCAAAAAGUGACACUAGGUGAAGUGAAGCGUGGGUGUGUCCUGGCUUUUAGUCCCAUGUGACCUGGGGGCUACACCUUCAAUAAAGUCUCCUAAAAGGGAUGCCUUAAGUCUCACUAUGCUUCACAAAAUUUAAGCCAAGAAUUGUUGCCUUGUUAUAUGGUCCCUGAAAGUUGUAUUUCCUUACUGGCAAUUUAAAAUGAACAAUAUUAUUUUUUCACAAAAGAGAUACGGUCACAUUUAACUACAAAAACUCUUAAAGCAAUAGCAUUUCAACAAUAAGAUUAAAAAGAGCUAAACAUACAUGACUCCUUUGCCACAAUAACAAACACCAAAUCACUCCCAAAAUAUAUAUUUUGUACCAUUUCUCAGCCACUGCCAUAAUGUACCCUGUAAUAAAUUAAAGGUAUUUUGGAAAAGGAACUUGUUUAAAGGAAGAAAAACAUAAAUUAAAAAAUAACUUAGUAAGUUGGAGCUGACAAAGAAUCAAUUACACUGUACAAUAAAUUCUGGUAACACCAUGUCAUAUAAAUCCACAGGUGAUGUCUUGCCAAAUGUGCUUGUUAUUUUCUUAUUUCACCCAUCAGCUCUUUGGUAUGAGUCAUUUUAGCACAACUUGUGAGUGUCUCUGAAGCACUUAGAGAAAUUAUCCAAGCGUUGUAUACUGCAGCAUUGGCAAGAAGGGGAAAUGAGUAAAAUAAAACAUAAAAAUACAUCCCCUUGGUUAUUUUUAAAACAUUCCCACAGGCACAGUCUGAGUCACCAUUAUCUUUAUACAUGGUGUACGUAAGCUACUGUGACGUCACUAUGAGUGUCUCACUGGUAGGUGACCCUAUAUAAAGAAUGAAGGGCUCCAUAAUUCUCUCACAUGUAAUUCUCCUUAAAAGCUGAUGCUAUUAAUACUUUCCUGACAUAAGACACACGGGGUAGCACAGUUGUAAAACGAACCUAAAGAUAAACAGAAAAUAUCUUCUUUGAUUCACAUCCACAUCCAUGUGUAGUUUUUUUUUUUCAAACGGUCUUUUGGGUUAAAAGGGUUCUUUGAGAAAUUUUAAUAAACUUCUCUCUCUAAAACAACUGAUUUAAGAAAACAAGCCUCAAACAAAAACAACGCUGAAGAUCAAAAAAAAAUCUAUUUCUUCCUGGUAUCAUAUCACAUCCUAUGCUUUAGGUUAGAUUGCAGCUGCUUAACUGAAUUGAAACAGUGCUACAGAACAGGAAGUGAACUGAGGCAGCAACUUUUACUUCUAGAACAGUGGUGGUAUUCUGGAUCUCUUUUUGUGGAUGUAAUGCUUUUGUAGAUCUGCCUCACAUGAUCUGUCUUGCAGCAUUUCAUAUGCUUUAUGUGCUCUCUAUAUUCUAGAAGUAGAUAUUUAAGCAUCCACCCAGUUCAUCCCUUUGUCCCCUCUCUCAAUUUGUUUUUCACAUAUUCCUCUAGUAAGCCUCUUUCUACAGUUGUGUUGUUUGUAUGUUUGCAAAAAUAAAACAUGUUUAACUAUGGAUAAAAUAUUUGCACCACUUGAGUAUUUAAUCUACUUACAAACUGUUGACAGUAAAAGUAGGGUUUUGUUCUGUAUUUCCCAAUUAAACUGUUGCUAACACUCUGUAUUUAUUUAUUUAUUAUUGUUUAUAAGCAAACUAAUCUAAAAACAUUUAUCAUAAAUGAAUUAACAUUCCUGUAUAACUGACCAUGUGAUGGACUUAUUUUAUAAUUAAUCCCUCC